Molecule: messenger RNA, 2650 nt
Organism: Sodiomyces alkalinus F11
Lineage: Eukaryota; Fungi; Ascomycota; Sordariomycetes; Glomerellales; Plectosphaerellaceae
Product: WD domain-containing protein
Exons: 3
Coding region: 365-2191 (608 amino acids)
Cellular component (GO): nucleus
Molecular function (GO): protein binding
Source: RefSeq, a predicted model, not a curated record
CGCAAUUGUGCGCCUCACCAACUUCCCCUUCCUUGCUGUGCCUGUCGGGAAGCCAUAGGAGCGACAGGUCCUGUAUACUAAGGCCUUUUCGAACCCCUGUUACAUUCAUCUCUGGUUUUCACCUGCCCCCUCCCCAUUCGACGCCGAUAUUGAGCGCGUGCUGGCGAUUAGAUCGUCUGCUUGCGGCAGUAACUGGCAGUAACUCACUGCACAUGCAUAUUCGACACGCAUUCUCUUCUGACAAGCAUCGGCCGUCCCAUUCCCCGCAUCGUCAAGCCUGAUUUCGCGCCUGUCCUUUGACGCGGUACGAUUCGAACCUCAAUACCUCGGCCGUAUUUUUUCAACCACCUGUAGGCUGUCCGCAAUGAACCAGCCGCAUCAACAGCAACAAUACGGUCCUCCCCGAAGGACGGGCGCUUAUGGCUCUCAGCAUGACGAAUUGCACAUGCCGCCUGCUGCCAUGAGCCAGUCCUCUGGACAGAUGUCUCCGCGGGAAUACCCUACCGCACCGGGAUCACACAUGAAGCUCGACCAGACGUCUCCCGGUGCCUCUGCCUACCAUAGCGCAUCCUCGGUGCCCAAUGUUCUGCAUCCAGGUGGAAUGGGUGGCGCUCGCCCACCGCCCAUACAGGGCGCUUCUCAGCCGUCGCCGCAACAUCAGCAGCAGCCACACCAGCCUGACUUUGGCUCUUCUUCGAAACCACCGUCGAUUGGCCUCUCCCACAGCUACUCGCGAUCCUCCCCAGCAGCCGGUGCUUACGACGGUCCCUCCUCCUCCUCCUCGUAUGCCCCUUACAUCCCCACUACACCUGGCAGUGGUUCUGCUUCGUCACAAUACAUGUCCCCUCCGGACAAAUACGCUGCGGCAGGCUCUCAGAGGAACGUCUCCAACACUCCCCUUGGCCUCGCUGACAUCCGCCCUCGUACCGACUCGGGAUUAAGUGAUACCAUGCCCGGAUCUCAUGGCUAUGACUUUGCCCAUGCGCAGGCUGGUACCAGCAACUAUCUAGCCCCAUGGGCAAUGUACGCCAUGGACUGGUGCAAGUGGGCACCUCAGGGGAACAGUGCGGGCAAGCUUGCUGUCGCAAGCUACCUGGAGGAUGGGCACAACUUUAUUCAAAUCCUUGAUACCCAAGUUGUUCCUAGCCCUCCAGAAGCUCAACAGCCCGGCUCCUCCAAGUAUAGUCUCGAGUUCUCCAAGAUCGCCGAAGCCACACACUCAUACCCUGUCACUCGGUUGCUUUGGGAACCCCCGUCCUCCCAGAAGCAGUCAACUGACCUCCUGGCCACGUCGGGAGACCACCUUCGUCUGUGGUCCCUUCCGUCCGACGCUGCAUCUUCGCAGUCGCAUACCAACUCCAUCACAAGCCGGUCUGGCCGAGAUCACACUGCCACCAAGCUCACGCCGCUCGCACUGCUCUCGAAUUCCAAGACGCCCGAUCAUACUGCUCCGUUGACAUCUCUGGACUGGAACACUGUGUCCCCGAGUCUGAUCAUCACAUCGAGCAUUGACACGACGUGUACCAUUUGGGACAUUCCCUCCUUGACAGCCAAGACGCAGCUCAUCGCCCACGAUAAGGAAGUCUAUGACGUCCGGUUCUGUGCCAACACGGUGGACGUCUUUGUGAGCUGCGGCCAGGAUGGUAGCGUUCGCAUGUUUGAUCUGCGAAGCCUGGAACACAGCACCAUCAUUUACGAGCCUACCUCCAAGGACGAUAGAGUCGACCCGAAUGGCGGCAGGAUUAGUCCUACGCUCGCCCAACAGACCAUGUCGAACCCGCCACCCCUUCUGAGGCUGGCCACGUCGCCGCACGAUACCCAUCUUCUCGCCACCUUUGCCGCCGAGUCCAACGUGAUCCGUAUCCUCGAUGUGCGGCAGCCCGGCCAAGCCCUCCUCGAAUUGCGCGGUCAUGGUGGAGCCGUCAACUGUGUAGAAUGGUCCCCCUUGCGGAGAGGCACCCUGGCGUCCGGAGGUGACGAUUGCCAGGUGCUCACGUGGGACCUUCUGAACUCGACAGGCUCGGUGAACGGCGGCGGUCAGCCCGAUAACUUCCGGCUCCCAUCGGCCAGCUGGCAGUGCGACUACGAGGUUGGCAACCUCGGCUGGGUACCUCGCCUGGCCAAUGCCGAGUACGGUGAAUGGCUGGGCGUGGGCGCCGGCAGGGGGGUAUGGGGCGUCAAGAUGCCUUGAGCUUUGUUCCGUAGACAAGGGAAGAACUCUGCCACACAUCGUCUCCAGCUGUGUGGCUCUGGCUCUUGGUGGACUUGGCAUACUUGCGGAAGCCCGGCGUUCAGGGGAUCGGCUUUACGCUCUGUGGUGAUAUUUCGAUGCGCACACCUCGACGGAAUUGACUUGGUUCUAACCGCUCACGAAGAAAUGGGAUGACGCCAAAAAGGACUGAUGUCAUAACCCGAGAUGAUUCUCGGCCUUGUUGCGGAGGAAGGGUGGAUAGUCUAGAUGUGUGGGGGUUUUUCUUUUGUUCCUACUUUCGGUAUGUGGUUGGUGGUCACUUUGUCUUCCAGGUGUUGUCUUCCACAAUCGGAGACGUUCUACAACCUCAUAUCUAGGCCUGUUUUCGCCCCAUUGUCUACCGUGAUGACAGCUUUCCCCCAGACUUUUCUGGCAUUUAAAUCAUUCAACGCCCGGGGC